UUUAAGAAAAUUGUAAUAAAACUACAUAUAACAUUAAGAGAACAUGUCUAACUUUCCUCUAUUACCAUCAGCUGUUGCUAACUGAUGACUGAUUCCUGUCACUGUCAACUACUGUCAGUGAUGAUUAUUGUGACUUGAAAACUAACAGGCCUGAGGCCACAGAGGCUAUGCCCUGACGACGCAAAUCGAGUUGAGAAGGGACGGUUUAUUGACAACCGACACAAGUAAAUUAAACUCUGGUUGGAAAUGACAAUACAAAUGAAGCUUUCUGAAGAUAAUGUGGCAUCAAGAGAUGAAGAAAGAAGAGUACAAAUAUUUGUAAAUCAAAUGUUACUGACCAGGAUUUUUACAGCUUCUUACAUCGGAAGAUUUUAUGUGGAUUCAUUAAAGGACUACAGAGAUGUCAUUCAAAUAUACAAUGAAGAAAAUGAUUUCAUAAAAGAUUUGGAAGUUGUUAGGAUGAGAGUUGAACAUUUUUAUCAAAGAAAAGUAUGGCCAGCUAUCACAGGUUCUGACUAUAUAGGACCACCAACAGGCCACUGUCUUUGGAUUAACCUGGAAAAUAUUGCUUUCGGCAACUACUGGUUUUUGAUUGAAAAUGUUGUGUGGAAUGGAAGAGAAAUAAUCAUAAAAGUUAAAGUUAUUAGAAAAUUUGAACCAGAUGUAAAAUCUUCAACUCAUAACAACACUUCAGUAGAUUGGACUGAAAUAAAGAAUGACAUUACCAAUAUGUUGCGAGAAACAAUUACAUGGUCUAAUAUAAAAGAAAGUUCCAAAUUUAUAUGCGCACUGUUGAUGGCAACAGUUACUGCAUUAUUGUAUGGAAUCCAAUAUCUUGGGGAUUAUUCUAUUCGAUUCUUCAGGGAAUUCAACAACCUGAUAAAAGUUUCAACUCCUAUAUUUAUAGCAUUAAUUGAACUCGUGUCCAAGACUAUAGGAGGGUUUUAUAUUUUGAUAGCAAUGUUAUGGCGAGGUCAUGGUCAAGGUUUGCCACCACAAAUGAAUCUAAUGGCAAAACAACCAGCAAUAAAGCCAGCCCCUAAUCAAAGAAGAUAUUAUCGUUAUGAAUAGAAGGCUUAUAGAAAAUAAUCAAAUUAUUACUUAACCCUUUGCAUGCCAACGUACCGGUAUUACGGCCGUCGGCUACUCAACUGAAAAUCGCCAACGGCCGUAAUAUAGGUACGUCACGUUUUUCACCUGUAAUUUCCUUAUAGUCCAUCUUAUUGCCGCGAAAUGUUGACUAAUCGAUCGUCGAUUAGUUGCUUUGCAACCAAAAAGUAGUUAAUUCCUUUAUGGACUGUUUGUUUGGUCGUAUUUGAGCUUCGCAGCUGUUGAAUUGUUUGGUCGAGAUUGAGGUUACGUUCGUGUUGCUAUG
Messenger RNA from Homalodisca vitripennis (glassy-winged sharpshooter), 1375 nucleotides. RefSeq lists its product as uncharacterized. Lineage: Eukaryota; Metazoa; Arthropoda; Insecta; Hemiptera; Cicadellidae. The coding region runs from base 247 to 1071 and encodes 274 amino acids. The record is from RefSeq and is a predicted model, not a curated record. The transcript has 5 exons.